Jaculus jaculus (lesser Egyptian jerboa) is the source of this 4082-nucleotide messenger RNA. RefSeq names its product solute carrier family 5 member 8 (gene Slc5a8). The coding region runs from base 324 to 2159 and encodes 611 amino acids. Gene Ontology annotation, cellular component: membrane. NCBI's taxonomy places the organism in Eukaryota, Metazoa, Chordata, Mammalia, Rodentia, Dipodidae. The transcript has 15 exons. The record is from RefSeq and is a predicted model, not a curated record. Gene Ontology annotation, biological process: sodium ion transport; propanoate transmembrane transport. Gene Ontology annotation, molecular function: organic acid:sodium symporter activity.
GUCGACGUCAGAUCGGCGCUGAGCGGCUCGCUGGAGGCUCCGCUCGCUCACCUGCCCGACCGUCCCCCAGCGUCACCUCCACAGCGCUCAGCGCCGCGCGCGGGCUCCCCGAAGACCAGGCUGCGAGGGGCGCGCAGGUGGCGGCACGGGGACCCCACCUUGGCCGGAGGAUUCCCCCCCACCCCCUCCGUGGCACUCCUCUACCUGCCACAGGUGGCCACGCCCUCGACGCCGGCGACGAAGCCAGCUCUCGCCAGCAGCCGGGCUCCGGGCGCGCAUCGCCGGGGACACACGCAUCCCGGGGGUCCGGGACGCGCGCCGCCAUGGAGCCGGCGCGGAGCAUCGGCAACUUCGCGGUGUGGGACUACGUGGUGUUCGCGGGCAUGCUGCUCAUCUCCGCCUCCAUCGGCAUCUACUACGCCUUCGCCGGCGGCGGCCAGCAGACCUCCAAGGACUUCCUGAUGGGCGGCCGCAGCAUGACCGCCGUGCCCGUGGCGCUGUCCCUCACGGCCAGCUUCAUGUCCGCCGUCACCGUCCUGGGCACCCCCGCCGAGGUCUAUCGUUUCGGGGCCGUGUUCAGCAUCUUUGCCAUCACCUACUCCUUGGUAGUGGUCAUCAGCGCCGAGGUCUUCCUGCCGGUGUUCUAUAGGCUGGGGAUCACCAGCACCUACGAGUAUUUAGAACUUCGAUUUAAUAGAUAUAUUCGUCUCUGUGGCACAGUCCUCUUCAUUGUCCAAACAAUUCUGUAUACUGGAAUCGUUAUUUAUGCCCCUGCUCUUGCUUUGAAUCAAGUCACAGGAUUUGAUCUGUGGGGCGCUGUGGUGGCAACCGGGGUGGUCUGCACGUUCUACUGCACACUGGGUGGUCUUAAAGCAGUUGUCUGGACAGAUGUUUUUCAAGUUGGAAUCAUGGUGGCUGGAUUUGCAUCCGUGAUUAUACAGGCUGUGAUAACUCAAGGAGGCAUCCACACAAUUUUAAAUGAUGCCUAUCAUGGUGGAAGAUUAAACUUCUGGAAUUUUGAUCCCAACCCUCUGCAAAGACACACAUUCUGGACAAUUAUUUUAGGAGGGACCUUCACAUGGACCACAAUCUAUGGUGUCAACCAGUCCCAAGUGCAGAGAUAUAUUUCCUGUAAAAGCAGAUUUCAUGCAAAACUGUCUCUCUACAUCAACCUUUUGGGCCUCUGGGUAAUCCUCACCUGCUCCGUGUUCUGUGGACUUGCCCUGUAUUCCAGGUACCAUGACUGUGACCCCUGGACAUCUAAGAAAGUGUCAGAAGCAGACCAGCUCAUGCCUUAUUUGGUAUUGGAUAUUUUGCAAGAUUAUCCGGGAGUUCCUGGGCUUUUUGUGGCCUGUGCAUAUAGUGGCACAUUAAGCACAGUGUCCUCCAGUAUUAAUGCCUUAGCAGCAGUAACCGUGGAAGAUCUCAUCAAACCUUACUUUAAGUCACUCUCAGAAAAGUCUCUGUCUUGGAUUUCCCAAGGGAUGAGUGUGCUGUACGGAGCCCUGUGCAUUGGAAUGGCUGCUCUGGCAUCACUCAUGGGAGCUUUGUUGCAGGCAGCACUCAGCAUCUUUGGCAUGGUUGGUGGACCACUUAUGGGUUUGUUUUCUUUGGGGAUCUUGGUUCCCUUUGCCAACUCAAAAGGAGCACUUGUUGGUCUAUUGGCGGGCUUUGUCAUUUCCUUAUGGGUAGGAAUUGGAGCUCAGCUUUAUCCGCCACUUCCUGAGAGAACAAUGCCAUUACCCCUGGAGACCUAUGGCUGUAACAGCACAUACAAUGGGACAAAUUUGAUGACAACCACGGAAAUGCCAUUUUCCACCAGUGCUUUUCAAAUCCACAACGUUGAAAGGACACCACUGAUGGAUAACUGGUAUUCAUUAUCGUAUCUGUACUUCAGCACUGUGGGGACCUUGACGACAUUACUUGUGGGGAUGCUUACCAGUCUACCGACAGGAGGGAGGAAACAGAACUUGGACCGAAGAUUCCUGCUAACCAAACAGGACUUUUUAUCCAAUUUUGAUAUUUUUAAGAAAAAGGACCAUGACCUAAGCUAUAAAUCUCAUCCCGUGGAAGAUGGUGGAACAGAUAAUCCUGCCUUCAACCAUACUGAACUGAACUUCACGGAUCAGAGCAGCAAGAUGAGUGGGACUCGCUUGUGAAGCCACUCUUAAUGCUAGAUAAUCUUACAGACUGUUGCAAUUUUAAAAAUGUAUUUUAGGAUAAUCGAAUCAGAUGUACUUUUUUCCCAUCGUGAGCAUUUUGGAGGAUACAUUUUUAUUAAGAUUAAGUCAUGACUUUCUCUAUGUUUCUACACUGGUUGCUGAGGCUGCUACCAUCGAGUUAAGACUUUCAGCAUCACUUUCCAGCUGUCAUAUGUAAAUGAAGCAACAGUUGAGGAAUGUCACUGCUACAUAUGUGCUGAAAGGCUAAUACACAUAUAUAUGCAUGGUGCUUGGUGACCACAUGCAUAUUUUUCCGUUUGGAGAUGAGGAAAACUAUUUUUCAUGCCUUUGGUACUAGCAUGUAAGUUUUGGGAUUUGCCACCAUCGUAACAGAUGCAGAGAAGAGCUGUCUUCCUCCCCGCCCAUCCUCGAUUCUGAGGUGGCAGCGAAGGCAGGUGCAGGGGCAGCAGAGUGUGUCUGUGGCACCUGUGGCUUUCAUUUUGCGUCCUGGAUCAGCCCAGAGCAUGCAGUGAUGCCAGAACGGAUCCUGGCUCUUCAGAGUGCUCAGCAGACGCAGCCUGUCUCAGGGAGAACAUAGACUGAGGACUUCUUGUCCUCAUUCCUGUGCCUUUGAGCCUGUUUGCUGAGGCUUCUGGCUAAUUGGCUUUUUGUACUGUCAACUGUAAUGACUAUCAACUAAAUAGUUCUCACCUGCAUUUAUGGGUUCUGACCCACCGACUUUGGCUUUGUUAUGUUUGCUUUUCUAGUUUCUUGUUUGCUGCCGUGGCCUUGGCUAAGUCUUGAGACAUCCAGUGCAAAUCGUGCCAUCAGCCUGAUUCAUCAGGUCCUUGCCUGUCAAUUACAAAUGCCUGUGGGUCUGGUAUUGACAAACACAUGCUUGAUAUAGGCACUUAUGGGUUUGGUGGGCCAAGAACUUUAUAUUUUUAAAAAUGAUUAAGUUCCAUGAAGUAAGAUGGUGAUACUUAAUGAUAUUAAGUUGAACUUUUUGUAUUCAACUAAUUUGAAGUCAAUUAAGUUGAUGGAUGGAACAUCUGCUUAGUAGAAAUCUUGAAAUCCUAGUAUAUUAAUAUAUUUAAUGAGAUAUAUUUCAUAGGUAAACACUUCUUUUUUUCAACUGCUUUAGGCAUAUAUUUAGUAAAUAUAUGCUUCAUUUCCUCUUUUAAAAUUUUAAUCAGCAAUUUCAAAGUUGCUGAGUUGGCUGUUUAUUUAGCUAUAUUCACAGCUAAGGGUUUGGUUAUAGAAUUUCUUUAAUAACUUACUUUUCUAGAAUAUCCAUAUAUAUACAAUACCCAUACUGUUUGAAAUAUGUUUUUAAAAGAGGUUUUCAAUAUUCUUUAAGGAGAUAGGAGAAAUAUUUAGGUACAUAAAAUGUUUUAUAAUUCAACAAUUUUAUAUGUUUUUGGUCUCCAUUUUUAGAUGGUCAUACCUUGUACAUUUAGAGGUUAUAACUGAUGUUAAAAAUGAAAAAAAUGUAGAGAACAGCAUUUAUUUGAAGCAGAGAUUUAUAUAGCAUUUAAAUUUCUUAUGUAUAUAGAUGCUAUUUUUAUCACUAUAUUUGUAAGCAAACAUCAAAUUCUGUGACUCUGCAAUGUCUUAAUGAGAAAGAAUAUGUCAUCAUGUUUGUCUCAUAUGAUUAUGAUUUGAAAUAUAAUUAAUUUAUUGAUUCUUACUGAAUAUGCAUGUAGAAUGCUUCUACUUUGGCAUUCAAAACCAGGUUAUCUGAAUAACUUUCUCUUUUCUGACUCCCCUGGGGUUAUGCAAUGUAUUCUUAAUGAGAAAUAAUAUUUUGUUCUUAUCUAUUUUCUUUCAUACACAUCAUAUCUUUGUGACAUUUGAAGGUACCAAUGUUUUACUUUUACAAACACAUUCAAGUACCAAUAGAAUUACUAAGAAAGCAAA